AUGAUUUAACUAACAGAUUUGAAUGGGAUUUCAAUAGGAAAAAGUUCAGAAGAUAUUAGUUAAUUCAAUUUCACCAGAAUACUGACCAAUCCUUCUUCAGGAUUCACAUUCUUACUUCCUCAAAAUUUGAGUGAUGGCUAAUAUCUGAUAAGUAUAGUGAGUCGUGAUUUCCCUCCAGAGUAAAGAGUCAUAUAAGUAAAACGCUACUAUGAUUACUUAAUUCCUAAGUAUGAAGUGAAACUAGUUGUUCUUAAUGAAAAAGUAGAAUUAAAUCAAACAAUCUUAGGAAAGGUUGAAAUCGUGAAUAAUACAUAAAUAAACGGCAUCACUGUUCCUAUACCUUCGAGCUACUCUACUUACAAUUUAAGCAUUAGCUAUAAAUACUAAAAUAAGCAGGAAUCUUUCAACUUGACACUUGAUUAGAUGGAUUUUGUCUAUUUCUCAAUAAACCCUUAAAUAUAUAUAGAACAAGGUAACAUAUGUAUACUUUAAUUACAAGCCACCAUUAAAAUUGAAAACACUAAUUAUUAAUCCAAUGAGCUUUAAUAUCAGUUUGGAGAUACAGACUAUUACUUCUAUAAAAACAUCAAAGCAAUAUUCUAAAAUAUGCAGCUUAGUGACCCUGUAAUGAAUGAUUACCUAAGAAUUUAUUACUAUUUCUAUAUGGACUAGAAUUAAACGAGAAACGUAAUCGACGUGCCAUUCAACUUUAAACAGGUAAGAUUUGGAGCUUAUAUCAAUGAUACGAAAAAACCUGAUGUCUCUGUAAGAUAUAUCACAGCAAAUGGCAUUUUAUUUGAUAACGGUUCCCACUUUUUCGACUUACCAUAAUUUGAUAAAGAAAUAUACUUCUUAGAAAUAAUAACAGAAAUAAAAGACAGUAAUUUUCCGACUUCUCAACCUUUCAAUGAAGAUGAAUACCAAUAAUUCUUGAUGGAAUACAAUCUAUAAGAAAACAAUACUAGAAUCUUAUGGAUUUAUCUCAAUUUAAUUAUACCUUUGAUCUUAUGA
Molecule: messenger RNA, 1011 nt
Organism: Stylonychia lemnae
Lineage: Eukaryota; Ciliophora; Spirotrichea; Sporadotrichida; Oxytrichidae
Source: the annotation of a GenBank genome assembly